ACUGACGUUGACACAACCCACCGGCAGCAGUGUUUUGUUCAUCACUUGUGACUUAUCAAUGAUACUUCAAGUAUCUUUCGUGACGUCUAAGACGUAUAUAUAACUUUGUUCUUUUCGCCUAAACUGCAGUAAAACAUUGGAUUUUGUACAUUGCGGUGUAAACAUUCGUGCCAGUUCUAAUCCAAUACAUUCAUCACAUUGUUCCAGAAGAAUCUAUGCAAAAUGUCUCUAUAUCCAACUCUCGAAGAUUUAAAAGUAGAUCAUAUGAUAAAGGCUCAAAUACAAACAGAGUCACAAUAUAAUGUUCCACCUAUAGCACAAGAACAAACCAAUCCAUCUGCACCUGUUUAUAAUGCCUUUUCUAGUGCAUUAUAUCCUUCCUUAGGAGACUAUAUGGGUUUAGAACUUACUGAAGAAGUGAUAGCAAAAAAUAUGCCUGAAUAUUCUCUUGUGAACCAUAACAUGACAGUAAGUGUGCCUGCAACUUCAAGUCCUUUAGCAGGUAUGGUUGCACCAUUGUCUGGCCAAUCUUUAGGAUUACAGAGAGCACAAGUUACUAAUGGUAUAAGAGAAUUGAUACUAUGCAAAGAUAAAGAUGGUAAAGUAGGGUUAAGAGUGCAUGCUGUAAAUAAUGGCAUUUUUGUAUGCUUGGUAAGCCAAAAUUCACCUGCUGCACUUGCCGGAUUAAGAUUUGGAGAUCAAAUUUUGAGUAUCAAUGAUGUUUCUGUUGCUGGAUAUACAAUGGAUCAAGUUCACAAAAUAUUCAGAAAUGCUGAUAUUAAUGGUAUUAGAGUAAUAGUAAGAGACAGACCAUUUGAACGCACAAUAACAAUGCAUAAAGAUAGUGUGGGAUAUAUUGGAUUUCAGUUCAAAAAUGGAAAAAUAAUUGCUUUAGUUAAAGAUUCUUCAGCUGCUAGAAAUGGACUUUUAACAGAUCAUCAAAUAUUAGAAAUCAAUGGAAAGAAUGUUAUAGGAUUAAAAGAUAAAGAAAUCACGUCAGAGAUUGAAAAAGGCGGAAAUAUAAUUACGGUGACGGUUAUUCCAUCGUACAUUUUUGAUCACAUGAUUAAAAAAAUGAACAACAGUUUAUUGAAAACAAUGAUGGAUCAUUCUGUGCCAGAUGUUUAAAAUAGUCUUUAACUUGUAGUUUGAAAUCGAUUUUAUAUUUUAAUCUUUUGAAGAUAUACAUGUAAUUUUUCACAUUACAACUACCAUACAUAAACCAGGUAUAGUAGUGAGAUUAUAUUUCCACUGACGAAAAAAUAUCAUUAUAACAGUUAUGAUUCAAUUUUUUAACUAAAAAGUUAAUAAAAAUAGUUGGAAUUUUU
Frieseomelitta varia is the source of this 1328-nucleotide messenger RNA. RefSeq names its product syntenin-1-like. Gene Ontology annotation, molecular function: protein binding. NCBI's taxonomy places the organism in Eukaryota, Metazoa, Arthropoda, Insecta, Hymenoptera, Apidae. The transcript has 9 exons. The coding region runs from base 223 to 1128 and encodes 301 amino acids. Gene Ontology annotation, cellular component: plasma membrane; cytoplasm. The record is from RefSeq and is a predicted model, not a curated record.